Messenger RNA from Acanthaster planci (crown-of-thorns starfish), 2004 nucleotides. RefSeq names its product tyrosine-protein kinase STK-like. Gene Ontology annotation, molecular function: ATP binding; protein binding; protein tyrosine kinase activity. Lineage: Eukaryota; Metazoa; Echinodermata; Asteroidea; Valvatida; Acanthasteridae. The record is from RefSeq and is a predicted model, not a curated record. Gene Ontology annotation, biological process: protein phosphorylation.
GUAACUCGGAACGCGGAAGUUGCAGCGCGAGGAGUAGGAGACAGUAGCCGGAAAGUGGAAGUGAAGUUUUCUUAAAGAGAUUGAGCGGUUUUGUUUUGACAUUUCUUGGUUCAUUUUCCGCAAAAACUUGGUUCCAGAGGUGGAACGAAUCUGGGAUACAUGUAACAGGGCUGUUGUCAGUGGGAACAACUGGGUCGAACUCCCCACAGAUUAACAAUGGGAGGAGUGUUUGACAAAUGUCAAAAGGGGGUCAACUACCAGGCACGACACCCUACUCGUGCCAAUGGUGCCGAUAACACCAACAGAUACAAUCAGUCCCCACGAUCGCUUGCACCACCUGCUGUCCUUCCUCGACCACAAGAUGAUGGCCAGAGAGACAUUUACAUGGCGCUCUACAAAUAUGAGGCCCGCACGGAGGGGGAUCUGUCCUUUGAUCGAGGGGAGAAACUCAAAAUACUCGAUUACAGUGGGGACUGGUGGCUGGCAAAGUCCCUGGUAACACACAACGAGGGUUACAUUCCGAGUAACUUUGUGGCCCAGGUCAAGAGCUUGGAAGCAGAAGACUGGUUCUUCCGCGACUGCACGCGAAGCGAUGCCGCAAAUCGUCUGAUGGUGCCUAGCCUGGUGCCAGGAACAUUUCUGAUCCGUGAAAGCGAAACCAAGCCUGGAACAUAUGCCUUGUCAGUCAGAGACGAAAGCAGCGGAUUUCCCAACGUCAAAAAUUACCGCAUUAAUAAAUCAACCGAUGGAGAAUUUUACAUUUCAGCCCACAAGAAAUUCCCCACCUUACAAGAUGUGGUAGAAUUCUACAGAGGAGGUGACAACGCUGGUCUGUGUUGUCGGCUUACCGAUUCGUGUCCGAAGGAAAGUCCCACCACGAAAACGUUAGGCAGAGACAUCUGGGAGAUCGACCGCAGCUCAAUGGUGUUGGUGUCAAAGUUGGGUUCCGGCCAGUUUGGCGAAGUGUGGAAAGCAAUUUGGAACAGCAAAACGCCAGUUGCUGUCAAGACACUAAAAGAAGGAACGAUGUCUCCCGAGGCAUUCCUAGCAGAAGCCAACAUCAUGAAGGAGAUGAGACACGCCAAACUAGUCAACCUUUAUGGCAUAUGCUCCGAGAAGGAACCCAUCUACAUCGUCACAGAGCUCAUGAAGAACGGAGCGCUUCUUACAUACCUCCGAGAAGGGGACGGGAAAUAUCUCAGCUUGCGUGUCCUCGUUGACAUGACUGCCCAGAUUGCCCAAGGGAUGAGUUUCCUGGAGAAUCGCGGCUACGUCCAUCGGGACCUAGCCGCCCGCAACAUCCUGGUGGGAGAGAACAACCUGGUCAAGAUAGCCGACUUUGGUUUGGCCAAACUUGUACUAGAUGAGAACUACGUAGCAAGAAAAGGAAACAAGUUUCCAGUCAAGUGGACAGCCCCAGAGGCUGCCCUCUAUGGCACUUACAGCAUCAAAUCAGAUGUGUGGUCGUUUGCCGUGCUGGUCGCAGAGGUCGUCACCAAGGGGAUGAUGCCUUAUCCAGGACUGACCAAUGCAGAGGUGCUUGACCAGGUCCAGCGCGGCUACCGAAUGACCAAACCCCAACACUGCCCGGACUCCCUGUACAGAAUAAUGCGCAAAUGCUGGCUGGAGGUACCCCAAGACCGACCCACCUUUGAGUUCCUCUACAAUUACCUGGACGAUUACUUUGUCUCACAGGAACCGGAGUAUAAAGACCCCGAAGGAUUCUAAAGGUUGGCCGGUCAUAGUCUUUCCGGUUUUCAUGACUGUGCACACAGAUGGCCUGUGUUAAAGGUGCCUUUAUUUAUUGAUCUCAAGCCAAACAUUUAAGACUGGCACUUGUCGGCUAAUGGAAUCUGCGUUGCUUCUGGUUAGGUAGAGUGGUACUUUGAUGUUGCGAGUGCCACUGUUUUUAACAUUGGCUGCUUUGAAACAAGAUGAAAAAUGUCAAGAUCAAGUUUACAGUGACUUCCUAAUUGUUACUUGGCAAUGAAACAAAAGUUUAAA